AUGGAACGAUUUCUUCGUCCGCCCGACACUACAAAGAGCAGACAAACAACACCUGAUGAACAUGAACCGAAAACAAAAAGGCUGAGAAGAUACGACGAAAGUUUCUUACAAUUUGGAUUUACCAGCGUGCUGGAAAGAAACAAGCAAAGGCCGAAGUGUCUUCUGUGUUCGGCCGUGCUGUCUGCGGAGAGUCUCAAACCCAACAAGCUGAAAAGGCACUUUGAAACAGUGCACAAAGAACAUCUCGGUAAACCCCUAAGUUUUUUUGAAAAGAAAUGUGCUGAGCUUAAUCAGCAGCGAUCUUAUUUCAAAAAGGCUGCGACGGUGAGUGAUGGGGCACUGAAUGCAUCGUUUGAAGUUAGCUACCUCAUUGCGAAAACCAAGACCCCACACACAAUCGCAGAGACGCUAAUUAUGCCCGCUGUCCUCAAAAUGGCAAAAGCAAUGGGUGAGGAGGAGGUGGGAAGAAAAUUUAAAGCGAUUCCUCUGUCUGAUAAUACAGUUAAGAGACGAAUCGAUGCUAUUGCCGCUGAUCAGGAGAGCACGCUAGCAGAGAAACUCCGUGAUUCCCCAGCCUAUGCUCUUCAAAUGGAUGUAAGCACCGAAGGCAAAAAUGCCCACGCAUUGACAUUUGUUCGAUUCUUAGCAGAAAAUGCCAUUCAGGAGGACAUUCUAUACUGCCUGCCUCUUCCCGAGCACGAGACUGCACAGGCAAUGUACGAUGUUCUUCAGGAUUACAUGGAGAAACACAGAAUUCCCUGGGAGAAUAUGGUGGGAUUUUGCACAGACGGGGCUCCGUCUAUGGCCGGACGGCGAAAUGGUUUGAGGACACUUGUCAUUCAGCGAGCACCAUCUGCACUGUGGAAUCAUUGCAUGAUUCAUCGGGAACAACUGGCAUCUAAAGAACUGAGCGCGUCCAUCGCAGGCAUCAUGCAACAGGUGGUAGCCAUGGUGAACUACAUCAAGCCACAUCCUCUGCGAGCACGCCUGUUCGCAAAGCUAUGCGUCGAUAUGGGCUCUGAAUAUGAAGAUCUGCAUUUUCACACAGACGCCCGGUGGUUGUCGAGAGGCAACACGUUGGAGCGGUUUUUCAAGCUGAGAAACGAACUGUUGGCGUUUUCAAUGGAUGUGAAAAAAAACGAUUUCGUUGACUUUCUCUGUGACCAGCAGAAAAUGUGCCUCCUUGCAUAUGCCACGGACAUAUUCAGAAAACUUAACGAACUGAACACAAGCAUGCAAGGAAAAAAUAAGAAUGUCAUGCAGAUGAGUGAUCGGAUUGAUGGAUUCAGGGCCAAAAUCACACACUGGAGAGGAAGUCUUGCAAAGGGAAACUUCACGCAUUUCCCCCAGUUAAGUCAGUUUUUGGAAGACAACAGCAUCGACAAGUGUUCUACAAUGGAGAUGUGCAGCCACCUGGAACGGCUUGAGGAGCACUUUGCCACAUACUUUCCAGAUGUGGAUAUGUCAAAGUUUGAAUGGGUGAGGAAUCCGUUUCACUGUGAUGUGAGCGCAGUGGACCUUCCUGCCACCGCGAUAGAACAGCUGAUUGACAUGUCUCGUGACAAAAUGCACCAGCAAUUACAUUCGCGCGUGCCAGUGGAAGAAUUCUGGUUUGGAGCCAGAGAGGAGUACCCCGAGAUCGCACUGCGUGCUUUGAAACUGUUGGUUCCUUUCGGAAGCACUUACCUUUGUGAAGCUGGAUUUAGUGCACUUGUCUGUAUGAAAUCAAAGUACCGCUCGCGUUUGGAUGUUACGUCAGAGAUGAGAUGCGCACUCUCUACCACAGAACCGGACUUUGAAAGGCUGCAGAGAAGUGUGAAGGCUCAGACAUCUCAUUAG
Molecule: messenger RNA, 1839 nt
Organism: Neoarius graeffei (lesser salmon catfish)
Lineage: Eukaryota; Metazoa; Chordata; Actinopteri; Siluriformes; Ariidae
Product: zinc finger BED domain-containing protein 5-like
Exons: 1
Coding region: 1-1839 (612 amino acids)
Source: RefSeq, a predicted model, not a curated record